This is a messenger RNA of Amborella trichopoda, 639 nucleotides long. RefSeq names its product protein EXORDIUM. The record is from RefSeq and is a predicted model, not a curated record. NCBI's taxonomy places the organism in Eukaryota, Viridiplantae, Streptophyta, Magnoliopsida, Amborellales, Amborellaceae.
AUGGCUUCUGACCUGGCCUGCUCAGCUGGAAAGACCCUGACCCGCAACCAACUACCUCUCCUCAUCAAAGCGGCCAUGAGAAAACAAACGCUGCCAAUGGAUCCCUCUGGCCUUUACCUCAUUCUCACAUCCGACGAUACAAUAGUCGAACGGUUUUGCAUGAGCUCGUGCGGGACCCAUGGGGCCCUACUUCUGCCCAGACCCGGUCCAAAAACGGGUGUGGAUAAAACUGGCGGCAGAGCGGUUUGGGCUUGGGUUGGCGACCCGAGUAAGCAGUGCCCUGGGUUGUGUGCAUGGCCUUACGCCAAGCCUUUGUGGGGCCCUCCAAGUGUUCUCAUGGCACCAGGUGGCGAUGUGGGAUUGGCUGGGAUGGUGAUCAACGUGGCAACCAUGCUUGUGGGAUCCGCCACAAAUCCCUACGGUGACGGGUUCUAUGAGGGGGACCCACUUGUUCCCGUGGAGGCGAGUACGGCCUGCCCGGGUUUAUACGGAAAAGAUGGAUUUGCCGGGUACCCUGGGACCCUCUUGGUGGACCCCACUACCAAUGCCAGCUUCAAUGCCUACGGGGUUGGGUCCCACAUCUUCCUGUUACCCGCCAUAUGGGACCCACUCACACGCAAGUGCAAAGCCAACGUCUAA